Molecule: messenger RNA, 540 nt
Organism: Xylaria bambusicola
Lineage: Eukaryota; Fungi; Ascomycota; Sordariomycetes; Xylariales; Xylariaceae
Exons: 5
Coding region: 1-540 (179 amino acids)
Source: RefSeq, a predicted model, not a curated record
AUGACUUCGGAGCCGCAGCUUUCUGGACGAAGAAUCCAAGUUAUUGGAGUCACCGGAGCGGGAAAGAGUACUUUCGCACGGCGACUAGGCAAGCAGCUUUCGAUACCAGUAUUAGAACUGGACUCUCUUUUCCACCAGUCCAGAGCCGGUGGCGCCCUGUCGGAAGACGACGCCCGACGUACCGUGCAGGCUCUCGUCGAGUCAAACGACGAGUGGAUUCUCGACGGCAAUCAUUGGGUUCAGUUGAAGGACGUAUCCUACAGUAUAGCGACAGACAUCUUAUGGAUUGAUACGCCACUGCCAUUGACUCUAUGGCGUGUAAUUACGCGCACCAUCUGGGAAGUGCUGACCAUCCCCGGUGUUCUGCGAAGGGAGCUCUCGGGCAAUAGCUUGAUCGCAAUGUCCCUCAGAGUCCGAGCGAAGAAACACGCGAACUGGAGCAAGCGCGUCGGGGCGGAUCCCAGGUGGAAACGCCUAAGCGGCUGGUAUGGUCGUGAAAGCUUCCUGGCAAGAGUGAGAGAUUCGCUUAGAACACUCUAG